UCGGACGUGCUGUUGCGAUCGUUUGGCACUGGUGAAUAAUAUAUACAUAUGUAUGUGCAUAUUCCAUGACGACUAUAACCGAUAUCAGUCACUAUGACCUGUUCCGCAUAUUGGACUACAUGAAGACAAACUGUGAAAUUCAGAAUGGCAAUGAAUCCGUGGACGCCAUUAAAUAUGCUGACAUCUUUAAUUUGGCUGUCACCUGCAAGAUAUUUCGACGCAUCGUUUGGGAUUGGUCCAAAUCGAUGUAUCGUCGCUUGGAACUAGAUCUUCUGCAUGUGGUGCCCCACAAAAAUCUGACGGUCAAGUUUAUUGAGAUCCACGAAACUCUAAAAAGAGCCACAAAGCAAAAGAGAGACCGGUACAUGGACAUUUAUAUUGGGGCAAUGAUGGGGAAUCCCCUUCUUAAAACCAUUGAGCUAAGCUAUAAUACUCAGAAGUUUAUCAGCACCCACGAGAGUAUAUUUGAAGAGAUAGUAAGGGCUCUUCAGGGCAAAGCAGACCGCAUAGUGUUGAACCCGUAUAAAAUUCCAAAAUUCAAGGAGAUUAUUGUGGAUAUUGGAGAUCAUCGGAUCGGAAACCUAGGGCUGUUUCGCAAUAUUUCCAAAUUGAGCUUAAAUGCAUAUUUUGAGAUGAUCGACCUGGAAGAUUUCUGCUCAAAUAAUCCUUCUUUAAUUACUUUGGAAGUGAAUGUAAAUCGGUUUUCCGAUCAUGGAAAGCUAACACAAAUCGUUCGACACUGUCCAAAUCUAAAGCAACUGAAAUUCCUGCUAAAUGAUAAUGUAACGGAUAAUAGUUACUUCGGGCUCGCACUUUUGAAUAAGCUCACGCAGUUAGAAAUCGAUUGGAAACCGACUAUUGAUGAAGUGCAUUUUUAUUUAGACGAAGCGGAAGAUUGGCAUAAGCCACAGGACUUGGAAAUGGAUGAGGAUUUUACAACAAAACGACCCAGAAUGGACACCGAAUAUGAUUCCCUAGUAACAGGAGUAUCAGACUUACAUCGAUCCAUACCGGAACUCCAACUUCUCAAAGCAUUCAGCGAAAAGAAAAAAUCAAAACUAAUACAAUUAUGCUUAAAAUUCGACAUUGAUGACGAAAUGGUGCAGGUUAUUGCAAACAUUAAAGGUCUAAGAAUGUUGGAAUGCGGCUUUUGCGAUCCCAGAAGCAUAAGACACCUAAAAGGGCAUCCAACACUCAACCGAUUGACAAUGCGAAAUAAGGGUCACUUAGUUUCGGAGGAUAUUGCAGACUUACUGAGUAAACAAGUGACAGUCUCUAGUUUUGACACGAAAAUGUUCUUUUCUUCCCGGGGACACCUAAGUAUUUUCACAAGGGAUGGGCAAAUUUUUCGAUUUGUUAACUUUGAACCUUUUCUGCGACUGGAGAAUCUUAAAAGUCUUGGACUCCCUGUCGAAAUGAUCGUGUCAAUGGAAUCGACAUUGCAUUUGUUUUUGGAGCUCGGUGUAAAGAUCAAAAGCGAAGCGUGCGACAUUGACCUGGAUCCAAAAAAACGAAGUUUAAAGAUCAUGUACGAUAAAGAAUACGUUAAAAAGGAGUUGCCUCUUCCCUUAGUCAAAAAUAUGCGCUCUUUUAAGUUAUUGUCUAUCAACAUGCCAACCUGUAGCCUUUUCCUAAAACUAGCGACACACAACUUGCAAACACUGCGUGAGAUUUAUAUAAGUUCGCCCUUUACAAUCUUUGAAAACUCCAAAGACACAUACCUAACGCAAUCGGUGGUUCAAGCUUUGGUUACCCUUAGUUCAUUAAGAAAAAUCUCUUGCCUAUUUCAAAAAUUCGUAUACAUUCUGCCCCUGGCUCAGCUGAAAGAUCUAGAGGAAAUUGAGGUGCUUUCGGAACACCAUCCCAAAGAUAUUUACUAUCCAAGAUGCCUAGGACCCCUUCUACAGAACUGUCGAAAACUGAGUUCGUUUCAGAUCAAAGUACCCGCCAACGGAAUAACCAAAAAGUUUUUAAAAAGUCUUCAGGGCACGGUUUUAGCCAACAGAGAUCCAGACAUGCAGGAGGAUUUACAAUUUAUUCUUAACCUAAAGUGGGCAACACACGAGACAGAGAAAGAGAUGAUGACUGCACCCAAUAUGACAGAGAAUCAGAUAAAACUUAUUUCACGACCAUUUGAGCGUAUGAAGUUGACAACUAAAUAUAUUGAAAACGAUUACUUCUUUGAUUAGGAAUUUUCUUUGGUUUAUUUUAUGAGUUCGUUAGUCUAAUAGAAGUUCGAAAUAAAUCAUUUUUAAAUGCCUUUGCACUACAGGCAGCAGUCAUAAAUUUCCUUGAGAACCAGCUUAGGCCAGACAAAACGAUAAUUUAAUAAAUUCAAUUUGCACCUGCCGACAACAUUACUGGAUUGCAACUCAUACACAUGAAAUUAAAUAAAUGAAGCACAUACAUUCGCAGACAUUUCCCUGACAUACCGGAAAAA
Molecule: messenger RNA, 2440 nt
Organism: Drosophila elegans
Lineage: Eukaryota; Metazoa; Arthropoda; Insecta; Diptera; Drosophilidae
Exons: 4
Coding region: 66-2189 (707 amino acids)
Source: RefSeq, a predicted model, not a curated record